Molecule: messenger RNA, 329 nt
Organism: Meloidogyne enterolobii
Lineage: Eukaryota; Metazoa; Nematoda; Chromadorea; Rhabditida; Meloidogynidae
Source: the annotation of a GenBank genome assembly
UUUCAAUUUUAAGGUAUAGCCAAAGACAAAUUUCUAAAAAAUUUUACCUUAUCCCUAUGCUCUUCUCAUCCCUAUUAAGCCCAGCAAUUAUUAUCUACGCCCAAUUUCAAAUUGUUUAUUCGGUACAAGAAACUCGACAAAUAAUUUGUGUUGCAUCAGAAUGCUCCUGGAGUUGGGCUGCCGAUUUAACAUAUUUUUUAUUUACUUCAUUUUAUGGUUUUACGCUAAUUAAUUAUUCAACUGUGUGGAUUGUUUUAAAAUAUAGAACGUGGAAGGCAAACAAUAAUUUAGGUAAAUACCGUAUAUACUUCAUUAAUUACCCUGGGUAA